UGUCAGUUCAACAGCAGUGCUGUAGUAAGGAGGGGAGAGCAGGAGAGAGCAAGAGAGAUAGAAAGAGAAGGGAAGGGAAGUAAAGAAGGGAAGAAGAUUUGAGACCUCAGCAGUGCACCAUGUCUUAUGCAAACUCCACAACCUCGAGCUCCUACAGGAGGACCUUUGGAGGGGGUCUGAUGGGCUCUCCCCAGAUGCCCAGGGCUUCCUUCUCCAGUGGCCGUUUUGCUGGAGGGGGCAGCAACCUGUCUUCCAGAGUGCUGAUCUCCAAGUCCACUGUCCUGCCCUCCUAUUCCAGCUACCGGACCAAGGUCCCCAGCCGAGCCUUCGAGGUGGUGGACUUUAACCUCGCUGAUGCCCUGAACCAGGAGUUCGUCCAGACCAGGACCAAUGAGAAGGCGGAGAUGCAGCACCUGAACGACCGCUUUGCCAGCUACAUCGAGAAGGUCCGCUUCCUGGAGCAGCAGAACAAGGUGCUGGUGUCUGAGGUGAACAGGAUAAAGGGGCAGGAGCCAGGGAGGGUCAACGACCUCUAUGAGCAGGAGAUGAGGGACCUCCGGCGACAGAUUGACGCGUUGACCAAUGAGAAAGUUCGGGUGGAAGUGGAGAGGGAUAAUCUGGCAGACGACCUCCAGAAACUCAAGCAGAGAUUACAAGAUGAGAUCCAAUUGAAGGAGGAGGCUGAGAAUAAUCUAGCGGCAUUCCGGCACGAUGUUGAUGCAGCUACGCUUGCCCGGCUCGAUCUCGAGCGAAGGAUCGAGGCCCUCCAGGAGGAGAUUGCGUUCCUCAAAAAGGUGCACGAGGAGGAACUGCGCGAGCUGCAGGCUCAGCUCCAGGAACAGCAUGUUCAGGUUGAAAUGGACUUAUCCAAGCCUGACCUCACCGCUGCUCUGCGCGAUAUCCGUGCACAGUACGAGACCAUCUCUGCCAAGAAUGUCCAGGAGGCCGAGGAAUGGUACAAGUCAAAGGUCUCCGAUUUGAAUCAGAGCGCAGUCAAAAACAAUGAUGCCUUGCGACAGGCCAAACAGGAAGUGAUGGAGUACCGACACCAAGUUCAGAGCUACACCUGUGAGAUUGAUGCCCUCAAAGGAUCUAAUGAAUCAUUGAUGCGCCAGAUGCGGGAAAUGGAGGAGAGGUUCACAGGCGAGGUGGCGGGCUACACAGACACGAUCGCAAGGCUGGAGGAGGAGAUCCGCCACCUGAAGGACGAGAUGGCGCGGCACCUGCGCGAGUACCAAGACUUGCUCAACGUGAAGAUGGCGCUGGAUGUGGAGAUCGCCACCUACAGGAAGCUGCUGGAGGGUGAAGAGAGCAGAAUUGUUUUGCCGGUCCAGCCUUUUUCCACCCUGAGUUUCAGAGAGACCAGCCCUGAGCAGUCACAUCUUGGUGAAGUGCACACCAAAAAGACGGUGACCAUCAAGACUUACGAAACAAGGGAUGGAGAGGUGAUCAGCGAGUCUUCACAGCAUCAACAGGAGGUUUCUUAAAUCCACGGAGAGACGCACAGAGAGCAUGACCCAACCCUUGACCUUAACAUGAGACACCCCCCCAUCCUCCUCUCACAAUGCCCCCCCCCCCCCACCACCCACAACCACUACCUACUGGAUGAGCAGCAACAGCCCAUGUACCAGGAACAAAGUGCCUUGGAACCCAGCCAGUCAAAACCACCAUUCACCUUUCACAAGCAAUCGUAUAUCAUGGCGUGUUGGAGGCUCCAAGUGAAGAAUUCAACUGAAGAGGGACAGCAGGAUCUUGAAAUAUAUCUUGCAUCCUUUUGAGAACACUCUUACAUCAUUAUAGACGUACUGUGUAAUGAGGUGGGAUUCAGGGAUUUUCUGAUGUGUGUUUCUUUUCCACAGUGUGAUAAAUAAAUGUAGAUUCAAGUCUU
Carcharodon carcharias (great white shark) is the source of this 1888-nucleotide messenger RNA. RefSeq names its product desmin-like. Lineage: Eukaryota; Metazoa; Chordata; Chondrichthyes; Lamniformes; Lamnidae. Bases 120 to 1487 code for a protein of 455 amino acids. The record is from RefSeq and is a predicted model, not a curated record. Gene Ontology annotation, cellular component: sarcolemma; cell-cell junction; Z disc. The transcript has 9 exons. Gene Ontology annotation, biological process: skeletal muscle organ development.